UUUUAUAAAAUAUGGCAAAACAAAUAAAAAUGGUACUAAUAGAUCUUAGUGGAACUCUUCAUAUUGAUAAUACAGUGAUUCCAGGUGCAGUGGAAGCUUUAAACAGGCUUCAAAAUGCUAAUAUACCGUACAAAUUUGUCACAAAUACAAGUAAAGAAUCUAGCAACUUACUACAUAAUCGAUUAACAAAAUUAGGUUUUAAUGUUAAAAAAGAAGAAAUUUUUAGUAGUUUAAUUGCAACAAGAAAAUUAAUCAUUUCGAAGAAAUUAAAUCCAAUGUUAUUAAUUGAUCCUCAUGCUAAUGAAGAUUUUGAAGAUUUGGUAAAAACAAAUGAAACAAUGAAUGCUGUAGUAAUUGGAUUGGCACCGGAUAAAUUUCAUUACGAAGAAUUGACAAAAGCAUUCAGGUUAUUAUUAGAUGGUGCAUCUCUCAUAGCAAUUCAAAAAGCCCGAUAUUAUAAAAGAUCAGAUGGUUUAGCUUUAGGACCAGGGGCAUUUGUUGCUGGUUUAGAAUAUUCUGCUAAUGUGAAAGCAGAAGUCAUUGGAAAACCUACUGCAGAGUUUUUUAAAGCUGCUUUAGGAAAUGUAUCUCCCGAAGAAGCAAUUAUGAUCGGCGAUGAUGUUAAAGAUGAUGUAGCUGGUGCCCAAGCUAUUGGUAUAAGAGGAAUUUUAGUACAAACUGGAAAAUAUCGAAAUGGAGAUGAAAAUACAAUUACACCACUGCCUACAAAAGUAUGCAGCUCUUUUGUUCAAGCUGUAGAAUAUAUUCUUAAAAAAGAAAUUUAAAUAUUAUGAUUUUGCAAUAAUAUAAUGUAUAUUAGUGCACAUGUACAUUUAUAUAAGUUAUUCUGUAUUAAAUUAUAUUUUAUUCAAAUAUUAAUAAUUUUCUAAUAAUACACACAUGUUCUAGGAAUAAUUUCACAAUAUAAUAGUUUAAAAAUAUAAAGUAAACAUCAUAAUCAU
Messenger RNA from Apis florea (little honeybee), 962 nucleotides. Its product is annotated as haloacid dehalogenase-like hydrolase domain-containing protein 2. NCBI's taxonomy places the organism in Eukaryota, Metazoa, Arthropoda, Insecta, Hymenoptera, Apidae. The record is from RefSeq and is a predicted model, not a curated record. Gene Ontology annotation, biological process: dephosphorylation. Gene Ontology annotation, cellular component: cytoplasm. Gene Ontology annotation, molecular function: phosphatase activity.